CCGGAGGCGGCGCAGGCGGCAGCGGCAGCGCAGACAAAGGCGCGGGCGGCGCGGAGGGCGCGGGGAGUCGGCGCCGCGGGCCGCACCCGACUCCGCCGGGACACUCACGGGGAGCCCAGCCGGCAGGAGGCCGAACCAGCAGCUCCUGCCACCUCUCUGGCUGCCCCUUGGAAGCCCACCUAGCCCAGCCUGACCAAUGUCCACAGCCAGGGAGCAGCCCAUCUUCAGCACAAGGGCACAUGUGUUCCAGAUCGACCCAGCUACCAAGCGGAACUGGAUCCCUGCGGGCAAGCACGCCCUCACCGUCUCCUACUUCUACGAUGCCACCCGCAACGUCUACCGGAUCAUCAGCAUUGGGGGUGCCAAGGCCAUUAUCAACAGUACUGUCACCCCCAACAUGACCUUUACCAAAACCUCCCAGAAGUUCGGACAAUGGGCAGACAGCCGUGCCAACACUGUCUACGGCCUUGGCUUUGCUUCUGAACAGCAUCUAACCCAGUUUGCUGAGAAGUUCCAGGAAGUGAAGGAAGCAGCGAGGCUGGCGAGGGAGAAAUCUCAGGAUGGGGGGGAGCUCACCAGUCCAGCCCUGGGGCUCUCCACUCACCAGGUGCCCCCGAGCCCCCUCAUCAGCACCAAUGGUCCCCCCAGCGACGAGAAACUGUUCCGCAGCCAGAGCGCGGAAGCCCCGGGCCCCGCGGAGCGAGAGCGGCUCAAGAAGAUGCUGUCAGAGGGCUCCGUGGGCGAGGUACAAUGGGAGGCCGAGUUCUUCGCGCUGCAGGACAGCAACAACAAGUUGGCGAGCGCCUUGAGAGAGGCCAACGCGGCCGCCGCCCAGUGGAGGCAGCAGCUAGAGGCACAGCGCGCAGAGGCCGAGCGGCUGCGGCAGCGGGUGGCUGAACUGGAGGCCCAGGCAGCCACAGAGCCGACCCCAGUCAGUGAGAAAGAGGGGCCAGGCCAGGCGCUGGAGCAGCUGGAGUCCUUAGUGCAAACCAAGGACCAGGUGAGCACUGAGCAUGAGAUCCAGACGCUCAAGAGCCAGGCUGGUGGGCCCCGCGAGGCCCCUGAUGCAGUGGAUCGGGAGGAGACGCAACAGAAGGUGCAGGACCUGGAAACCCGCAACGUGGAGUUGGAGCACCAGCUGCGGGUGACAGAGCGCAGCCUGGAGGAGGCUCGGGCUGAGCGCGAACGGGCAAGGGCUGAGGUGGGCCGCGCUGCACAGCUGCUGGACGUCAGGCUGUUCGAGCUGAGCGAGCUGCGGGAGGGCCUGGCCCGCUUAGCCGAGGGUGCUCCCUGAGCCUGGCCUGGCCACCAGUCCUUGUAGGAGCUGGAGCCGAUGGGAGCAGGUUCUACACAAAUGCUUCCCAUUUGGGGCACGGGCUGGCCGCAGGCGGCCCAGCAGGCCACUUGCCCUGGCAGGGACCAGGGCUGACAGCCAACGGAGGGCCUGGCUGCUUACAGCUUAGGGGCUGUUGGGGGCUUUUCAUUGUAUAAGAUUUCUAGACUCUCCACCAGGGCACAUGCUGGUGCCCAGAUUACAUUUCUAAGCAUGA
Eptesicus fuscus (big brown bat) is the source of this 1550-nucleotide messenger RNA. It is a transcript of the gene HOMER3, whose product is annotated as homer scaffold protein 3. Gene Ontology annotation, molecular function: G protein-coupled glutamate receptor binding. The coding region runs from base 197 to 1294 and encodes 365 amino acids. NCBI's taxonomy places the organism in Eukaryota, Metazoa, Chordata, Mammalia, Chiroptera, Vespertilionidae. The record is from RefSeq and is a predicted model, not a curated record. Gene Ontology annotation, biological process: regulation of store-operated calcium entry; G protein-coupled glutamate receptor signaling pathway. The transcript is spliced from 10 exons. Gene Ontology annotation, cellular component: cytoplasm; plasma membrane; postsynaptic density.